This is a messenger RNA of Hyla sarda, 1917 nucleotides long. It is a transcript of the gene BRD3OS, whose product is annotated as BRD3 opposite strand. The transcript is spliced from 3 exons. The record is from RefSeq and is a predicted model, not a curated record. Lineage: Eukaryota; Metazoa; Chordata; Amphibia; Anura; Hylidae. The coding region runs from base 673 to 924 and encodes 83 amino acids.
AGGAACCGGUCAUAGAACGAGGGGCCACAGGGGCCCGGAUACCGGGGACAGGCCUCACCUGUGUGCAGGAGAAUAUCUUCCCUCUAAUAACUGAUAAGCCACAGCAUUAACCCCUUAAGGACGCAGGGUUUUUCAGUUUUUUCAUUUUCGGUUUUUCCUCAAUACCAUCUAAAAAUCAGAACGCUUUCAAUUUUGGACAUAAAUUCCAUUUGAUGCUUAUUUUUUGCGCCACCAAUUCUACUUUGCAGUCACAUUAGUCAUUUUACCCAAAAAUCUACAGCGAAAUGGAAUAAAAAAUCAUUGUGCGACAAAAUGAAGUCCAAUGUACGGUAUGUAUUAUUCCCCCCGAGAGUGUUCAGGCCUCCGGGAGCACAAGAGGGUAACACCAGGAGCAGAAGGGACCACAUAGAGGAGCGGGUUGGUGCUCGGGCGGAACCUUAUUGCUGUGCGCUGUGCCUGGGGAAGCGAUUAUAAGGACACCGCGCGUUACGAGCUUCGUUGUCAUGGCUGCGGGAGCGCGGAUGAUUGACAGGUCAUGUGAUCUUUGUUGACGCUGCCCCCACGGUCUGCACCAUCCUCUGCUGGUCGGGGGCUCCCAGCAGAUAAGAUGAGGCUCAUUUUGCGGCUUCUAGUUUCUCACGGUGAAGGACAGAAGCUUCUAGAAGGUCCACAAUGAGCACGGGGCGGCCGCCACUGGCUGAGAAGUCAAUGUCCGAGGGGUACGCCAGGCUGAGAUACCGUGAUACCUCACUGCUCAUCUGGCAGCAGCAGCAACAGAAGUUGGAGUCCGCUCCACCAGGAACCUACCUGAACCGCAGUCAGAGCAUGUGGUACUCCCAGUACGGGAACCAGUCCAUCCUGGUCCGGGACAAGAAUAGCGUCUCCCGGGACACCGGACAGUCCAAGUUCUGCUCAGUCAUGUGACUUUGUGUCAGGCACUUCGUACUGUUGGUCAUCGCUGUAGAUGGUCAGUGACUUGUACAGGAACGUGUAUAAUGCAUAACACCCUAUACAGAGCCCCCUCUACCAGUGAUGUCACUCAGUGAUGUCAUACACCGGCACCAGGAUUCAUGGGAAGAAUUAAGGGAAUAAUUUAGGUUUACAUCUUGACCUCGUCUUUACACAGUCACAGAAGGGAAGGGCAGAAGCUGAAUAAGAUGUGGCGAUCAUCUCCGCUGUGACAUCACGCCUCCUCAUCCAUGACAUCAUUAGCCUAUAGGUUAUUUAGCCUGGGAGUUUUGCUCCAGCUGAAGCUCUUGGUUGGGAGACACUACCUUGGAGCUUACGGUAGGUGUGCAACCUGCAGCAAUGCAGCUGCUGCAAAAAUACAACUACCAGCGGGCAUGCUGGGAGUUGUAGUUUACCAACAGCUGGAUGCACCCUAAUUGGGAAACUGCCUUACAGUCAAGGUGUGCAACCUGCAGCAUUCCAGCUCUUCCAAAACUACAACUCCAAGCAUACCUGGAUAGUCAACGGUAGUUUUGCAACAGCUGGAGGCACCCUAGUUGGGAAACACUACAUUAGAGCCCAGAUCUGCAACCUGCAGCUGUUGCAAAACCACCCCUCCUAGCAUGCCCAGACAGCUGUUAUAGACUCCAUACAACCGUGUUCACACAGAAUUGAAGGCGUCUCUUCAGGCUUCUGCUGCGCUGGAUACGGGGGGGACCUGGACUCCAUACGGAUAGGACGGUAUAAACUAUGGCGUAUACAUUCUUCGUGAGAUACAGAUUUGAAGCAGAAUUUAUACGCUAAAUUCCACCAUGUGACUGGGGCCUAAGCGAUGGCUGUCAUCUACCUUAAAAAUGCACCAUAGAAUGUUCUAGAAUCGCACACGGCCAUUCACGUGGCUGCAGUAUUAUCACUAUCAUUGCUGGAUAUUGUAGAUUCUGUAUUCAGAAUAAAGCUGCUACUUGUCUG